Molecule: messenger RNA, 1769 nt
Organism: Linepithema humile (Argentine ant)
Lineage: Eukaryota; Metazoa; Arthropoda; Insecta; Hymenoptera; Formicidae
Product: vitellogenin-3-like
Biological process (GO): lipid transport
Molecular function (GO): lipid carrier activity
Source: RefSeq, a predicted model, not a curated record
GCCAAAACUGCAGGCAGAAGUCAGUUAAAGAUCAGACAUGUUGGUGACGAUUCUGCCAUUUUUCUUAGCGGCAAACAUUGUCGUCGAUGAUCCCCAUCGGGAAUCCGAAUGGGCGAUGUACGGUCCGGAAUGCACUUACGACGUCCUCGUAAACAUGUCUCUGGCCAACAUCGUCCAGGAGAACGAUAACUUUUGCGCCAUGAUCGCCACCGAGCUCAAAUGCCGACUCAAAGGAUACGACAUUCUCAACUGUCGCUUCCAGAAUGCCCGGAUUAAACGGCCGGAUCUGCAGAACGACAGAUGCUCGAACGCGCGGGACUUUGUGCCAACGAGAUACAAAUUUGUGGACGAGGAGCCCUUCGAGAUUCGAUUCAAUUCAAGAGGGAUCGAGAACCUGGUGGUGCACAGAACAAUCCCCCGAUGGAGGCUCGACAUGAUCAAGGUCAUAGUCAGCCAGCUGAACGUCGGCUUCGAGGCGCAGGAGCGUCGCGACAGAUUCACCAUCAUGGAGAAUUCCACGGUCGGCCACUGCGAGGUGGACGUGAAGAUCACCCGCGGCGGCCCGGAUUCUUCCGAGGAGGACGACGAUUCCGUCGAAGGCGAGAACUUCGAGAUCGGAUUAAUAUCGGUCGACAAAGUCGCGCGACCUUCCGCGCUCGAGAGAAUCCAUGUCGAAAAGGCACGCCAGCCGAAGAGAUGUCCGCGAAGAACGAUAUACUUCUUCGGGAAUCAUGAGGAUUACAGUCACGGCAAUAACGAGCUUUACAUGGACAUGACAACUUCCGUGAGCCACCUCACGAUCGCAAGAGAUAAAUUUGUAUCUUACACGAUAUCGGAGGGCGUAAUGAAGACGGCGAACAAAUCGCGGAUUAUGCGACCUCAUCAGAACAUAAAACUGAAAUUGAAGCGAAUAGAUCUCGCACGAUCCUCAGCGCCUGAGAUUCAAGAUCCAGCCUCGACGAGUCUAUUUGCGUUUUCCAAUCUGGAGGCUAUACCGGAAGACGCGUGAUCCAAGCGAUUCAUGCUAUCGGAGAAAAUCGAAAAGAUCGUAUCGCGUCGAGACAUCAGCAUAUUAUUGACAAAUGACAUUCUCCAAACAAAUGACAAUAAAAUAUAUUCUAUAAUACAGCAUUAUAUAAUAUUAUAUAUUUAUUUUUAUUUGUAGUGAAACAUGUAUCAUUGGGUUGUGUAAUAAAUAAUUUCGGAUUUUUUAAAUAGAUCUGUCUAUUUCGAUUUGUCAGGCAAAGCGCAGUUUGAUUGACACAUUAAAUUAAAUAUUCCAUUGUCGAAGUUGUCAUUAAGUUUCAAAACAUUCACGAUUUUUUCACGUUGCGUAAAAACAUGCUGCGUGAAAAAUACAAAAUACUUAUUAUACAAUUCAGUAUAACAAUCAUUAAUGUAUUACAAAAUGUGUAUAAUUGUAAAUAAAAUUAUAUAUCCUUCGUAAAUAUAUUUAUAGUUUACGAAUUAUUAAACAUAAUUAUCUAUGAUUGUCUGAAACGAGAAUGGAUGGCAACGUAUUCCAAUUAAAAUAACUCUUUGAAUAUCGUUUACAGUAUUUCUAGCUAAGCGCUCUAAUUUUAUUGUAAGUGAUUGUUUCAAUUUACAAUGCAACAACUUAUUUGAUUUUACUUAACACUCCUUCAUAAUGACACUUCAGCAACGUUUAACAAAUCUCCGACUAAUAUUUGUUAUUAUGCAAAAAAUGCAAAUAUAUAUUUACCAGACAUGUUUAUUGUUCCCCAAAUAUAUUUAUCAAAAUGUCAAAA